AGUUCUUUAGUUAUUUCAGGUCAAUCCUUGUGAUAGAUAGGUAGAUAUAGAGAUUCUGCCUCAGACGAUCAAACCAACAAAUAAGUAUAGUAAUGGUUAAAAGACAAGAACUUCAAGAAAGACUUCAGGACUCAGUGUUUAGUAUCUUAAGAGUAGAACACUUGCAGAGCCUUGGCUAGAUUGCUCAGAUGCAAAACCAAAAGCACACUGCUGCCCUAAUAUUUGUCCUGUUUCCGGGUGUAUAAGUAGGCAUCUUUCAGGGGGGUUUCUAAUCCAAAUUCUCUGUGAUGCAUGUGUUUGCCCAGGGCAUUUUCCAAAAGUUCAAGUUCAAGGUGCAGGCGAGAUUUCAGAAGCAGUACAUAUUUACCCUUACCUUCCAAUAGCCUCAGGAAUGUGCCAAUGUUUUCAUGUAACUAUAGGGUAGCUAUUUCUUUGGGUCCCUGCCUCUGAACCAGCAUUUAUACACAGCCAUUUUGCAGCCGGCAAGGUACUUCUAUUACAAAGGAAUGAAAGAAGGCACCAGCCAGUGCACUUAAUGCCAUUUUGUUUCUUCUCUGACUCAAUCCCCUACCCCCAGUCAUACUCUUCUCUAAUUACCUUGGAUUCCAGAAAUGACAAGACAAGUCUAUCAUGAAGACCUCCUCAGAGGCAGCCACUAUGAUUCAAAGUUGGAGUUUACUAUGUGAUUUUUUUUUUUUUUAAAGCAUGGGAGUUGACAGGUGCUCCAAAGAGGACGCAUACCACAGUCACACUUCAUGGUCUUAGCAAGAACACUGAAGUUAUUAUUUUUAAAGGUUAUUAAGGAAUUUGGUCAUGGGCUGUUCCUGAAUUGUUCUUUUGUUUCCACUGUGAACACAAGUUAACUGUUGUGAGGUUCGCAGACCAUCCUUAAGCUCACAUACGCGUAGGCCUCCAGCCUGAAUUAUUAUUAUUGGUUUUUUGAGACAGGGUUUCUCUGUAUAGCCUGAAUUAUUAUUAACCCUCUCAUUUGAAGAUGCUUCUCUCUAAAACAGACAAACAAAACCCCCAAACAUUGUCAAUAUUGGCAGGCUUCACUACAGAUAGUAACAUCUGGAAAUCUUGAUUCUCAGGGCCAGGAGGCCCAGCAAGCAGGUCCUUUUUCUCUUUGUCCCCAUAGUUUUCUGUAUUUCUAGCUUGCCUCCUAGAUGCUGGGACGUGCACCACACCAAACAAUCCUGAAAAUAUUUCCUUUUAGAGAAGACUGAAGGGAAGCUCCCUUAUACCCAGUGUAGCUCGUCGACUUUGUGCAUGGAUGUGCCACUGCCCCAGAAUGGACUAGUCUAUCGUCCGCCUGCUUCCCUCACUUUCCGAUGGGUCUUAACGGCUGUUCCUUUUCCACAACGGAGUGGCACCUCACGGGUGCCCAGUCCUGCUGCCAAGAGGCAACUGGAGCGUGCGGUUAAGGUGGAGGCGACGCACGGCGAUUACGUUCAAUAGCGUUCGCCAGACGUCAGUAUCCGCGGGCCGGGGACGGGAGAGAGGCUGAAAUGUCGUGGGCGCGCAGCGAUGACGCACAGAGUAGCCUGCCUUGACCUCUCUGCAGUCGUGGCGCGUGGAGUGGGGCGGAGCGAAGGCUGCCUUGGCGGGCGCAUAUUUAUGACGUGUCGUAGCGUGCGCACCGACUCCGGCGGUGGCGGCCCGUGGGGAGGAGUCAGGGCUGCGGUGCCUUCGGUCGCGCGCACACGUUGCAUCUCCUUGCUUCCACCUGAACCCUCGCCGCCAGGAAGGCAGCCCGACGAGUAGACCGCAGCUCCUGGGAGAUGGCGGCGCUGUGCCUCACGGUGAACGCCGGAAACCCUCCGCUGGAAGCUCUGCUGGCGGUGGAACAUGUGAAAGGUGAUGUCAGCAUUUCUGUGGAAGAAGGGAAAGAGAAUCUUCUUCGGGUUUCUGAGACUGUGGCAUUCACUGACGUGAAUUCAAUCCUGCGCUACCUGGCUAGAAUUGCAACUACGUCUGGGCUGUAUGGGACUAACCUGAUGGAGCACACUGAGAUUGAUCAUUGGUUGGAGUUUAGUGCUACAAAGUUGUCUUCGUGUGAUAGGCUGACUUCUGCAAUCAACGAGCUUAAUCAUUGCCUGUCUCUGAGAACAUACCUAGUUGGGAACUCCUUGACCUUAGCAGAUCUAUGUGUUUGGGCCACCCUAAAAGGAAGUGCUGCAUGGCAGGAACACUUGAAACAGAACAAAACUCUAGUCCACGUUAAACGCUGGUUUGGCUUUCUUGAGGCCCAGCAGGCCUUCCGCUCAGUUGGCACCAAGUGGGAUGUUUCAGGAAACAGAGCUACAGUGGCACCUGACAAAAAACAAGAUGUUGGGAAAUUCGUGGAGCUUCCAGGUGCAGAGAUGGGAAAGGUGACAGUCAGAUUCCCCCCAGAGGCUAGUGGGUCAUCUUGGAAGAUGUUGCAAUGCUGCAUAUUAAACCAGAUCAGUUUACUUACACUUCAGAUCAUUUUGAAACUAUAAUGAAGUAUGCAGAGAAAUUAAUUCAAGAAGGGAAGGCUUAUGUGGAUGACACUCCUGCAGAACAGAUGAAGGCGGAACGUGAACAGAGGACAGAAUCCAAACACAGGAAGAACUCUGUUGAGAAGAAUCUACAGAUGUGGGAAGAAAUGAAAAAAGGAAGCCAGUUUGGUCAGUCCUGUUGCCUGCGAGCAAAAAUUGACAUGAGUAGUAACAAUGGGUGUAUGAGAGACCCGACCCUUUACCGAUGCAAAAUCCAGCCCCACCCAAGGACUGGGAAUAAAUACAAUGUUUAUCCAACAUAUGACUUUGCCUGCCCUAUAGUGGACAGCAUUGAAGGUGUUACUCAUGCCUUGAGGACAACAGAGUACCACGACCGAGAUGAACAAUUUUAUUGGAUCAUUGAAGCUUUAGGCAUAAGGAAACCAUACAUCUGGGAGUACAGUCGCUUAAAUCUCAACAACACCGUGCUGUCCAAAAGAAAGCUCACGUGGUUUGUCAAUGAAGGACUGGUAGAUGGAUGGGAUGACCCACGGUUUCCUACAGUUCGUGGAGUUCUGAGAAGAGGGAUGACAGUUGAGGGGCUGAAGCAGUUCAUUGCUGCUCAGGGCUCCUCAAGGUCUGUUGUGAACAUGGAAUGGGACAAAAUCUGGGCGUUCAACAAAAAGGUUAUUGACCCAGUGGCUCCACGGUACGUUGCAUUGCUGAAGAAGGAAGUCGUCCCAGUGAAUGUCCUGGAUGCGCAGGAGGAGAUGAAGGAAGUAGCCAGACACCCCAAGAAUCCUGAUGUUGGUUUGAAGCCUGUGUGGUACAGUCCCAAGGUUUUCAUAGAAGGGGCCGAUGCAGAGACUUUCUCAGAGGGUGAGAUGGUCACAUUUAUAAACUGGGGCAACAUCAACAUUACUAAAAUACACAAAAAUGCAGAUGGAAAAAUUACAUCUCUAGAUGCAAAAUUGAAUUUGGAAAACAAAGACUACAAGAAAACCACCAAGAUCACUUGGCUUGCUGAGAGCACACACGCUCUCUCGAUCCCAGCCGUCUGUGUCACUUAUGAGCACUUGAUCACAAAGCCAGUGCUGGGAAAAGAUGAGGACUUCAAGCAGUACAUCAACAAAGACAGUAAGCAUGAAGAGCUAAUGCUAGGAGAUCCUUGCCUUAAAGAUCUGAAAAAAGGAGACAUCAUACAACUGCAGAGGAGAGGGUUCUUCAUAUGCGACCAGCCAUACGAACCUGUCAGCCCAUAUAGUUGCAGAGAAGCUCCAUGCAUCCUGAUAUACAUACCUGAUGGGCACACAAAGGAAAUGCCAACAUCCGGAUCAAAGGAAAAGACCAAAGUGGAAAUCUCAAAAAAGGAGACAAGCUCUGCUCCUAAAGAAAGACCAGCACCUGCUGUGAGUUCUACUUGUGCUACAGCUGAGGAUUCCUCCGUCCUCUACAGCAGAGUGGCGGUGCAGGGGGAUGUGGUUCGUGAAUUGAAAGCCAAGAAAGCGCCAAAGGAAGAUAUAGACGCAGCUGUGAAGCAGCUUUUGACUUUGAAAGCUGAAUAUAAAGAGAAAACUGGGCAGGAGUAUAAACCUGGGAACCCCUCUGCUGCAGCAGUACAGACUGUUUCUACAAAGUCAUCAUCAAACACUGUGGAAAGUACAUCUUUAUACAAUAAAGUCGCUGCCCAAGGGGAGGUGGUCCGAAAGCUGAAAGCGGAAAAGGCUCCUAAGGCUAAAGUAACUGAAGCUGUGGAAUGUUUGCUGUCCCUGAAAGCUGAGUAUAAAGAAAAGACUGGGAAGGACUAUGUACCUGGCCAGCCCCCAGCAUCGCAGAACUCACAUUCAAACCCUGUCAGUAAUGCUCAGCCUGCUGGAGCGGAGAAACCAGAAGCCAAAGUGCUAUUUGACAGAGUGGCUUGUCAAGGAGAAGUAGUUCGAAAACUUAAAGCUGAAAAGGCCUCUAAGGAUCAAGUGGAUUCGGCGGUACAAGAACUUCUUCAGCUGAAGGCACAGUACAAGUCGCUGACAGGAAUCGAGUAUAAGCCUGUGUCUGCUACUGGGGCAGAAGACAAAGAUAAAAAGAAGAAAGAAAAAGAAAAUAAAUCUGAAAAGCAGAACAAGCCUCAGAAACAAAAUGAUGGCCAAGGGAAAGACUCUUCCAAAAGCCAAGGCAGUGGCCUGUCAUCAGGUGGAGCAGGAGAAGGGCAGGGGCCUAAGAAACAGACCAGAUUGGGUCUUGAAGCAAAAAAAGAAGAAAAUCUUGCCGAAUGGUACUCUCAAGUCAUCACAAAGUCCGAGAUGAUUGAAUACUACGAUGUGAGUGGCUGCUAUAUCCUCCGUCCCUGGUCGUACUCCAUCUGGGAGUCCAUUAAGGACUUCUUUGACGCUGAGAUCAAGAAGCUCGGUGUUGAGAACUGCUACUUCCCCAUAUUUGUGUCUCAGGCUGCGUUAGAGAAAGAGAAGAAUCACAUCGAAGACUUUGCUCCUGAGGUUGCUUGGGUUACAAGAUCAGGAAAAACAGAGUUGGCAGAGCCAAUUGCCAUUCGUCCUACUAGUGAAACAGUGAUGUAUCCGGCAUAUGCUAAAUGGGUGCAGUCCCACAGAGACCUGCCCGUCAGGCUCAACCAGUGGUGCAAUGUGGUGCGCUGGGAGUUCAAACACCCACAGCCUUUCCUCCGAACUCGGGAGUUCCUGUGGCAGGAGGGGCACAGCGCCUUUGCCACCUUUGAGGAAGCAGCUGAUGAGGUUUUACAGAUCCUUGAGUUAUAUGCUCGAGUAUAUGAAGAGCUCUUAGCCAUUCCUGUUGUGAGAGGAAGGAAGACUGAAAAGGAGAAGUUUGCAGGAGGAGACUACACAACCACAAUAGAAGCCUUCAUAUCUGCCAGCGGACGCGCCAUUCAGGGAGCAACAUCACACCAUUUAGGCCAGAAUUUCUCCAAAAUGUGUGAAAUAGUUUUUGAAGAUCCCAAGACACCAGGAGAAAAGCAGUUUGCAUACCAGUGCUCCUGGGGCCUGACAACACGAACCAUCGGUGUGAUGGUCAUGGUCCAUGGGGACAACAUGGGCCUAGUGCUUCCACCCCGAGUAGCAUCUGUCCAGGUGGUAGUCAUUCCCUGUGGAAUCACAAAUGCCCUGUCUGAAGAAGACAGAGAGGCACUGAUGGCAAAAUGCAACGAGUACAGAAGGCGGCUGCUUGGUGCUAACAUCCGAGUCCGAGUCGAUCUACGAGACAACUACUCCCCAGGCUGGAAGUUCAACCACUGGGAACUCAAGGGAGUUCCAGUCAGACUUGAGGUGGGGCCACGUGAUAUGAAGAGCUGUCAGUUUGUAGCAGUCAGACGAGAUACUGGAGAGAAACUGACAAUUGCUGAGAAGGAGGCUGAGGCUAAGCUGGAAAAGGUUUUGGAAGACAUCCAGCUGAACCUUUUCACAAGGGCUUCUGAAGACCUUAAAACCCACAUGGUUGUGUCUAAUACACUGGAGGACUUCCAGAAGGUGCUAGAUGCUGGAAAGGUUGCACAGAUUCCAUUUUGUGGGGAAAUUGACUGUGAGGACUGGAUCAAAAAGAUGACUGCCAGGGAUCAAGAUGUGGAACCUGGUGCUCCAUCCAUGGGAGCCAAAAGCCUUUGCAUUCCUUUCAACCCUCUGUGUGAGCUGCAGCCCGGAGCCAUGUGUGUCUGUGGCAAGAAUCCUGCCAAGUUCUACACCUUGUUUGGUCGGAGUUACUGAUGGACAAAACAGAAGCCACUCUCUCUCUCGCUCAUCUUUUUUUAAAACCACUGAUACGAAGAUCUUCUCAGAUGCAAUUUUUCUUUUUCAUUUUUUAAAACUUCUAAAAAAGGUCAUGAGAUAAAACAGCUAUUCUUAUGCCUAAAUUAACAGUGGAAAAUACUUUUCUGUAAACAGCCAGGGUAAUAAAAACCAUGAACUAAUUGUA
Molecule: messenger RNA, 6401 nt
Organism: Mus musculus (house mouse)
Lineage: Eukaryota; Metazoa; Chordata; Mammalia; Rodentia; Muridae
Gene: Eprs1
Product: glutamyl-prolyl-tRNA synthetase 1
Exons: 31
Coding region: 2426-6193 (1255 amino acids)
Biological process (GO): prolyl-tRNA aminoacylation; tRNA aminoacylation for protein translation; translation
Cellular component (GO): cytosol; membrane; ribonucleoprotein complex
Molecular function (GO): protein homodimerization activity; zinc ion binding; aminoacyl-tRNA ligase activity
Source: RefSeq, a predicted model, not a curated record